This is a messenger RNA of Vairimorpha ceranae, 1524 nucleotides long. Its product is annotated as glucose-6-phosphate isomerase. Gene Ontology annotation, molecular function: monosaccharide binding; glucose-6-phosphate isomerase activity; carbohydrate derivative binding. Gene Ontology annotation, biological process: gluconeogenesis; glycolytic process; glucose 6-phosphate metabolic process. Lineage: Eukaryota; Fungi; Microsporidia; Nosematidae. Bases 1 to 1524 code for a protein of 507 amino acids. The record is from RefSeq and is a predicted model, not a curated record. Gene Ontology annotation, cellular component: cytosol. The transcript has a single exon.
AUGUCAAUAAAAAAAAUUUUCGAUCAAGAAAAAGACAGGAUUAAAAAUUUUGGCCGAGAAAUAAAACUAAAAGAUGAAUCAAUAUAUUUUGAUUUUUCUAAAACACAUGUUACAAAAGAAAUUAAAGAAAAGUAUUUUUCAAAAUUUAAUAAUCUUGAUAUUUAUAAAAAAAUUAAUGAUAUGUUUAAUGGAGAGAAAAUAAAUUAUACUGAAAACAGAGAAGUGCUUCAUACAUUAUUAAGAAAUAAAAAGAUUAUUAGUGCUUUACAUAAUAAAAAUUCAUCUGGUCUGAAUGAAAAAGAAGAAUUAGUUUAUGAUGAACUUUGCAAAAUGAAAAAAUUUGCUGACCAAAUAAAAAAUAAGAAAAUAACUGGAUGUACUGGUCAGCCAAUAGACACAAUUAUAAACAUAGGAAUAGGAGGUAGUGACUUGGGGCCAAAGAUGGUAUGCGAAGCUUUAGAAUAUUAUGCACAAAAGAAUAUAAAUGUACAUUUUAUCUCAAAUAUUGACGCAACUGCUACUUUAAAGGUGUUUAAUCUUAUAAAUCCUAAUACGUCUUUAUUUAUUAUUUGUAGUAAAACAUUUACUACAUUGGAAACAAUAAAGAAUAUGGAUUUAGCUUACAAGCUACUAGAAAGGAAAUUAAAUUUAAACAAAAAUUUUACAAAAGAGGAAAUUUUUAAUAAACAUUUUGUAGCUGUCAGCUCAAAUGUACCAGAAGUUAGAAAAUAUAAUAUUCAUAAUAUUUUUGCAAUGUGGGACUUUGUAGGUGGAAGGUAUUCUUUAUGGUCAGCAGUUGGUUUAUCUAUUGCUUGUUAUAUUGGUUUUGACAAUUUUUUAGAUUUACUUGAAGGUGCAUCGAUUGUCGAUAAUAAAUUCCGAAACAAUAAAAAUUGUGACAAUGUCGAAAUUUUUCAUGCCAUUAUCGAAUUAUUUUAUUCAGAAAACGGAUACAAUAAUAAAUGCAUAGUAAGCUAUGAUCAAUAUAUGGAAAAAUUUUAUUUAUAUCUUCAACAAGCUGAAAUGGAAAGUAAUGGUAAAUAUUCUGAAGAACUUGAUACUGGAAUGAUAAUUUGGGGAGGAAUUGGCACAGAUACACAGCAUUCAUUCUUUCAAUUAUUGCAUCAAGGUACAAGAAAAAUACUAACUGAAUUUUUAUUCCCAUUUAAGCCACUCCAUAGAGAAUUAAAUCACCACCAGAUGUUAUUAAGUAAUUGUUUCGCUCAAUCUAAAUCUCUUAUGGAAGGUAAAGAUGGUAAAAAAGGAGUAGAUUUUUUUGAAGGAAAUAAACCAUCCAUAACAAUUGGAUACUCAAAAUUAUGUCCUUUAGUCUUAGGAGGAAUUAUAGCGCACUAUGAACAUAAAAUUUUUGUACAAGGAAUAUUUUUAAAAAUAAAUUCAUUUGAUCAAUUUGGUGUAACGCUUGGUAAAUCAAUCGCAACAGAAUUGUUAAAAACAAUGGAGGGAGACAAUAAUCAAAUUUAUGAUGCAAGUACAAAUGAACUGAUAAAAAGAUGCCAAUAA